ACUACGUCCUUUUCCUCUUUCUUCUCCUUUUCAAAAAGCACCAUUCUCUAAACCAAAACCUAAAACUAUUCCCAUAGAUUCUCCUUCAUCUUCUCUCUUUGCUGCUGGAAGAAUCUUUCAAGGAUGUGCAAGUUUUAUUAGCUUAAAUCUUCAGUCCUCUCUGCUUCAGUUGUGCGAGCGCUGGGUUUUAUUCGAACUGAUAGAGGAGUAAAAUAUUUGCAGCUGCAUUUUCCUUUGGUUGAAUUUGGUCAUUGAUAGAUGGAGACUUGUUGCGGGAAAGAAUGUAAACGUGGGUGGGGAUAGUUUGAAUUUAGUUGAAAGUUGGUGUUAGGUGAGGCGGCUCUUAUGAGCAAGAAUAAACAGUUGGUGUUGGAACUUUCUGAAAUCGGAAGUGGUUGAUGGCCAAACUUUGGUGGAAUUUACUGCAUGUUGAUGAUGUGCAUUCUCCCCUCCUAAGAAAGUCAUUAAUGGGAUUUUGGAUUUCUGAAAGUCUGCCUUAAUGUUUUGGAGAUAAUUUCAAUUGAUCAGUGGCUUCACAUACUUGUUGACGGGAACGGAGAUAAAAAAUGACAAGGAUAAGUCCUGAAAUUGAAGAGAAAAUGGAGAUAGAAUCAGUUCUGGCUGUUUCAUCUGAUGUGAGCUUUGCAUCUCAUUGUUUUCCAAAAUAUAAAAUAGGACCUGAGAAUCAGAUUUUAGAGGAGCCAAAAGAGGAUAACAAGGGUCCAUCUCUGAAGGAGGUUGUUGAAAGGGAAACUGUCCAAUUAUCUGAGCAGCACAAACGGCUAUCAGUUCGUGACCUUGCUAGUAAAUUUGACAAGAACUUAGCUGCUGCGGCUAAGUUGGCUGAUGAGGCAAAACUUAGAGAGGCGGCUUCUUUGGAGGGACAUGUCCUUUUGAAAAAACUGAGAGAUGCCUUGGAAGCUCUCAGAGGUCAGAUGGCAGGCCAAAACAAGGACGAUGUAGAGAAGGCUAUCUCCAUGGUGGAGGCCUUAGCAGUCAAAUUGACCCAAAAGGAAGGAGAGUUGAUUCAAGAAAAGUUUGAAGUGAAAAAACUAGCAAACUUUCUCAAACAGGCAUCUGAAGAUGCUAAAAAGUUGGUCAAUCAAGAAAGAUCUUUUGCAUGUGCUGAAAUUGAAAGUGCGAGGGCUGUAGUGCAACGAUUUGGAGAGGCCCUUGAUGAGCAAGAAAGAAAUACGGAAAAUUCCAAGACACAGGAGGUGGAGGGGUUAAUAGAGGAGGUUCAAGAGGCUAGAAGAAUUAAAUUAUUGCAUCAGCCAACCAAGGUGAUGGAUAUGGAACAUGAACUUCGUGCUCUAAGAACUCUAAUUCGAGAGAAGUCUAUAUUUUCCGUGAAGCUACAGAAAGAGCUGGCAAUGAGCAAGAGGGCUGAGGAGAAGAAAUAUUGUUUAUAUGUUCUUGAGGGUUCUGAAACUCUAGGUUCAUGCCUAACCCUCAAGCCAUGCUCUAAUAAUGCUCUGCAGCUUUCCAAAUGUUCAAUUCAAUGGUAUCGAGUAUCAUCUGAUGGUGAUCGAAGGGAUAAAAUUUUAGGUGCCAACAAAUUAACGUAUGCUCCAGAACCUCUUGAUGUUGGUCAAGUUUUGGAGGCUGAUGUUAUCUCAAAUGGUCAGAAAGCCACAGUUUCGACUGCUGGUCCUAUUGAAUCUGCUGCAGGAUUGGGAAGCUAUGUGGAGACACUUUUGCGAAAAUCCAGUAGUGAAUUCAAUGUUGUCAUUUCCCAGAUGAAUGGACAAGAUCAUUCAUCACACUCUACCCAUGUUUUUAAUGUGGGAAAAAUGAGAAUAAAACUCUGUAGGGGAUGGAUCACUAAGUCUAGAGAAAUCUAUUCCACAUCUAUGCAGAGUCCCCGUUUUUUGCUGUCUAGUGCAGAAAAGGGGACCAUUGGAUGGUGAAACUGCACCAUAUU
Rubroshorea leprosula is the source of this 1924-nucleotide messenger RNA. NCBI's taxonomy places the organism in Eukaryota, Viridiplantae, Streptophyta, Magnoliopsida, Malvales, Dipterocarpaceae. The record is from the annotation of a GenBank genome assembly.